UUAAAAGGCACGAGAGAGAGAGGCAGCUGGAGAGGAGAAGUCUCAAUUUCCACUCGUUAGAUUUGACCAAAAAUAAAAAGAAAAAAAAGGAAGCAAAUUCCAAAACAGAAAGAAAAAAGAAAACCUAAUUUUAUAUAAUUCCCAUUUAAACGAGAGAGAUACGAUGAUGCGAGAGAGAAAGAUUGGGAGGGGGAUAUGCAAGAUGGCGCAUAAUAGCAGCAGGCAGCAGCAGAAGUGUUUGUUUCUGGGUCCUUGCCUUUCUUUUCUUUUCCUUUUUAUGCCUCACAAAACCUAAAAAGCCCACGAGAGAGCGUAUCCUCUCCUUUUAUCCCUUCGCCGCUUCCCUCUCUUCUCCCAGAUCCACACAGAUCUUCGCUCUCUCGCCGUUUCAGAAACCGUUUUUUUUCUUUCUCUCAAUUCGAUAACCGUCAGAUCUCAUCGUUUUUCAUCGGUUCCAGGGGUUUGCUAAGUGCUGCUAACAUAUCUUCCAGCGAAGAUGCAGCAGGCCUAUGAACAAGACCUUGAUGAGGAAGCUGGCUAUGAUGACUAUUACAGUGAUGAUAAUGGAUUAGAUGAGUACGACGAGGAAGAAGAAGAAGAAGUGCCCCCGAAGGAAGAAGUUGAAUAUCUUGAAUUGCGUCAAAGGAUCAAGGAGUCUAUCAGGAAAAAAUCGGGCAGUGGAGGUGUUAAUGCUCAAUCUUCACAAGACAGAAGAAAAAAACAACUCCCUUACAACGACUUUGGUUCCUUCUUUGGUCCUUCACGGCCUGUGAUAUCCUCGAGGGUUAUUCAAGAAAGCAAAUCCUUGCUAGAAAACGAGAUAAAGAACUCAAACCAACCGAAGAAAAGACCUGUUCCAGCUAGCAAUUCGGGAGAUAAGAAUGUGUCACAUGAGAAGAAGCGGCCUAAAGUUGUGAGUGCUACAAGAAGGAAAGUUGAGACUCUUAAGGACACACGAGACUAUUCCUUCUUGUUUUCCGAUGAUGCAGAGCUUCCUGCUCCGAAGAGGGAACCUCUGUCUCGAAGUGGCUCCUUUCCUAAUUCCGGUAGGCUUUUUGCUGAUAUUCAAGAAGCUCGAUCUGCGAGACCCAAACAAUCACCAGCUGUCAAUGGUAGAGCUGCUCAAGGUCCACCACCUCGUGAGGAUAAGAGACAUGUUGUUUCUGCUAAUGGCCAUUCACGACCGGCUUCCUCUGGCGGCCAAAUGAAUCACUCAAGACCGACGUCUGGAGGCCAAAUGCAGGCGAGAUCUGUCUCGGGGAGACCCACUUCUUCAGGCAGCAGCCAAAUGCAGAAAUCAAGACCGGCUUCCUCUGGUAGCCAAAUGCAAAAUUCAAGACCAGUUUCCUCUGGUAACCAAAUGCAGCAAAGAGCUGUAUCCUCUGGAAGCCAGAGACCUGGUUCCUCGACAAACCGUCAACCAACCAUGAGACCACCAGGUUCAACAAUGAAUGGCCAAUCAGCUAAUCGGAAUGGCCAGCCAAGUUCCAGAUCAGAACACCAAAGACCAGCUCCUGGGAAGGUGCCCGUGGAUCAUAGGAGGCAGAUGAGCAACAGCAGCAGCAAUGGAGUUGGUCCUGGUCGGUCAGGGUCCACAGCAAGACCUUUGCCUUCUAAGCCUUCACUGGAGAGAAAGCCCUCCAUCUCCGCGGGAAAGAGUUCUCUUCAAAGUGCGCAAAGACCACCGUCCUUGUCCAGACCAGUGUCAUCUGAUCCUAGGCAACGGCUGGGAGAACAGAGAAAGGUCAACCCAACCACAUCCCGAAUGAUCCCAAAACAACCAGUGCCUACCUCAAGACACCAGAUGAUGAGUAAACCGGCAGCCAAGAGACCUCCACAGCGUGACAUACAUGAUGAUCGGAUGCCUUUGAAGAAGAAGAAGCCUGCAAUAAUGUCAGAGGAUGCUAAGGCAUUGAGCAUGAUUAGACAAAUGUUCAAUACCAAUCGUUACGCUGGACGUGACGAUGAUGACAGAAACAUGGAAGCCAACUUCGACGAUAUCAUGAAGGAAGAGAGACGAAGUGCGAGAAUUGCAAGGGAGGAAGAUGAAAAGGAAGCGCAGCUGAUAGCACAAGAAGAAGAGCGAGAGAGGCUGAGAAAGAUUCGGAAGAACCGUUAGAAGUUAGAAAGAGAUCUUUGAACUGUCUUUAUUUAAUAUGACUUCAGAUUUUUUAGUGGCUCUCGCAUUUGCAUCUCUUUGGCUUUGGCUGCUUGGGGCGAAAAGGGUUUUAACUUUUAUUUUUGUUUUUUAAUUGUACAAUUAGUAAUAAUAUCUUUUGUUGGUGAAAAAGCUUAUUCUUUUUCUUUGGUAGAACAAGAGAACGAUGUAGAAAAAUUAGAAACAGAGAAGUAAUAUCUUUAGUUUGAGAUGA
Molecule: messenger RNA, 2372 nt
Organism: Brassica rapa (field mustard)
Lineage: Eukaryota; Viridiplantae; Streptophyta; Magnoliopsida; Brassicales; Brassicaceae
Product: protein spt2
Biological process (GO): transcription by RNA polymerase I; nucleosome assembly
Cellular component (GO): nucleolus
Molecular function (GO): histone binding; DNA binding
Source: RefSeq, a predicted model, not a curated record